This is a messenger RNA of Colletotrichum lupini, 243 nucleotides long. RefSeq lists its product as uncharacterized. Lineage: Eukaryota; Fungi; Ascomycota; Sordariomycetes; Glomerellales; Glomerellaceae. The coding region runs from base 1 to 243 and encodes 80 amino acids. The transcript is spliced from 2 exons. The record is from RefSeq and is a predicted model, not a curated record.
AUGGUCGGCAAUCGAAUAGCACCCAAAACUUAUCCUACAAGCCCCAACGACACCCACACCAUCAAGUUCUGGUGGAGUGAGGGUUGCAGUGUCAAACAAGAAUCUACCGGUCCGCGAAUGAGCACGGCGCGCGCGAGCGCGCGAGAGCCUUGGGUUUUGAAACCUGAGCAACCUUUCCGCCAGCCUGCUCCUGGCUCGGACCAGAAGCAUCGGCCCCCGCGCGAUCUCAUGCGCCCAGCCUAA